Messenger RNA from Paramecium sonneborni, 941 nucleotides. The record is from the annotation of a GenBank genome assembly. Lineage: Eukaryota; Ciliophora; Oligohymenophorea; Peniculida; Parameciidae.
AUGCAAAAGAGAAGAUUAGAAAGUUGUUGUAGUUAAUAGAGAAGAAUAAUGAAUAAAUCUAAUAAAGAAUUUAGUAGAAAAACAUUUCGAAUUGUUUAAUUUGACUUAUAAAUUUUUAUUGAUAUGAAUUAAAAUUAAGAAAACAUAGAGGGUGUUAAUCUGAUUGAUAUAUAAUAAACAGGAUUUAAUGCAGAAAAUUUAUUGUAAAUCAUUUUAUUAAGAGAUAAAUUGGUAAAUGGUCUAAUGAGAUGGCUUCAAGAAUUAUUUAAACACAAAUGGUUUGGUAAUUAGCAAAAUUAGUUAUACAUAAGAGUUUUAAAAAUUUGUGUCGCUCAAUAUGGUUAUUAUCAAUUAUAAUCGGGGUAUAAUUUUAUAGCCCCAGAAAGUGAUUAUGCUGGAAUCUCUAAUUAAUUUUAUAAAAUAUUUGAAACAGAAAACGAUUACAAAGAAUAGAUUUACUAAUUUAAGACAACUCAAACAAGAUAAUCAAAAUUUCUUAAAGAGGAAUUAGAAAAAAGAAUGAAAUUAUUAUUGAAAUGGAAAUCAGUAUUAUUGUUUUUAAAUAUAGAAAUUUAUGAAUGAAUUUGAAUACAUAAAAACAGAAAUAAAGGGGGAUAUGCCUGAUUACAUAAAAUUUUAAAGAUUUAUUGAAUAAAUUGAAUUACCUAAUCAAAAAGAAUUUGACAUUUAUUAAUAUUACUUUAAAUUAUUUUACUCAGAAGAAUGGUUUUAAACACCAAUUAAUUAAAAUUCAAUAGAACUUUUGAAGUAUUCUUUUUUUAAUGAAUAAUUUUAGAUUGUAUAGUUUUAUUAAAUAAUUCUUGAGAUUAGACACUUUUUAUCCAAUAGAAUAUUAUUCUAAUUAAUUAUUAUUUUUACAGGACAUAAAUGAAAAUGAAAAAUAAAAAGAAUAUUAUAUUAAAAUAAUACAAUAAUAAUGA